Messenger RNA from Vollenhovia emeryi, 1060 nucleotides. RefSeq lists its product as uncharacterized. NCBI's taxonomy places the organism in Eukaryota, Metazoa, Arthropoda, Insecta, Hymenoptera, Formicidae. The record is from RefSeq and is a predicted model, not a curated record. The transcript has a single exon. The annotation marks the transcript as partial.
UAAGCGACAUCAUUCGAUGCUGCACGCGGAUUCGGAUUCUGAGACCGACCAGUUGGCUCCGCCAGCCAACGAACCAUCGCCCACCUCGCCGUCGCCUACCGUGGCGGUCAAUUCAUUGCUUGCGGCCUCGACUUCGCGCCCGCGAUCGCAGGUCCUCCUCGCCACCGCGCGCGUCAGGGUGGAGGGCGACUCGGGUCGUUGCGUGGUCGCGCGUGCUCUGAUCGAUCAGGGCUCCGAGGCCACCUUCAUCUCCGAAGGCUUGGCUCAAACCUUGCGAACUCGCCGAAUUCGACGGCCUGUCUCGAUUUCAGCAGUGGGGGGUGCUCAAGUCGGCACGGUGCGACAUGCCGCUCAGAUAACGGUGAGCCCCGUCGCUACCGCGAAUCCGUCGUUUUCGACGACGGCGCUCAUUCUCCCGUCGCUUACGUCCUACGCUCCUCGCCGAGUGUCGACGAUGUCGGCAUUCUCUCACCUCUCUGACUUGCCGUGGGCGGAUCCGCAUCCGACCUGCUCUGAUCCCAUCCAAGUCAUCAUUGGCGCUGACCUCUACAGCGACCUUAUUCUUAGUGGUAUUCGGAAGGGAAACUCCGGCCAGCCAAUCGCGCAAAACUCCGUCUUCGGGUGGAUAAUUUCCGGCCCGCUUCCCGCGGUAGCGGAACACGUGCCUUCACACACUUCGGUGCAACUCUGUACCUUCGAUGUCUCUCUGUCGGAGGAUCUCCAGCGAUUUUGGGAGAUCGAGGAGCUUCCCCCUUCUCAGAUCCUCUCGCCUCAGGAUGAGCAGUGCGAGAAUCAUUUCCGCGAGACCCAUUCUCGAGACGACCGCGGUCGAUACGUCGUUCGUUUGCCCUUCAAGGCGCCUCCUCCUAUCGAUAUCGGGCGUUCUAAGCAAUCUGCCGAUCGAAUGCUGCAAUCCCUGCUCCAUCGUUUCAAAUCGCAGCCGGAAUUGGAGAGCGAUUAUCGGGACUUCAUGCGCGAAUAUGAACGCCUCGAGCACAUGCGGCCGAUCUCGGAAACGCCUUGCUCCCGAAGCCAAGCGGUGUACAUCCCGCAUCAUCCG